Molecule: messenger RNA, 3097 nt
Organism: Aethalodelphis obliquidens (Pacific white-sided dolphin)
Lineage: Eukaryota; Metazoa; Chordata; Mammalia; Artiodactyla; Delphinidae
Gene: CAPN3
Product: calpain 3
Exons: 21
Coding region: 302-2491 (729 amino acids)
Biological process (GO): negative regulation of apoptotic process; proteolysis
Cellular component (GO): cytoplasm
Molecular function (GO): calcium ion binding; calcium-dependent cysteine-type endopeptidase activity
Source: RefSeq, a predicted model, not a curated record
CACUUUCUUUCUCUCCCUCUGGCAUGUAUGCUGCUGGGAGAAGCCCCCUAAGUAAAAACUGCUACAGAAAUCCUAACUCCUUCCUCAGGAAAACUGGAUGGCUUCUGGAUCACAGCUCACUUUUUAACGUGAACACAAGCUGGACGACCUUCUGAUGGGCUUUCAACUUUGAAGUGGAUGUGGACAUUUUUCUCUCCAAUGACAGAAUCACUACAACUUCCUCUUUGCAGUUGCUUCCUUUCCUUAAAGGUAGCUGAAUCUUGUUGUCUUUAAAAGCCUGUUCCUUCCAAAGUUGCCUGUCAUGCUAACCGUCAUUAGCACGUCUGUGGCCCCACAGACAGGGGCUGAGCCCAGGUCUCCGGGGCCAAUCCCCCAGGCAGACCAGGGCAAGGGCACCGAGGCUGGUGGCGGAAACCCAAGUGGCAUCUACUCAGCCAUCAUCAGCCGCAAUUUUCCCAUUAUCGGGGUGAAAGAGAAGACAUUUGAGCAGCUUCACAAGAAAUGUCUAGAAAAGAAGGUUCUUUAUGUGGAUCCUGAGUUCCCACCGGAUGAGACCUCUCUCUUUUAUAGCCAGAAGUUCCCCAUCCAGUUCAUCUGGAAGAGACCUCCGGAAAUUUGUGAGAAUCCCCGAUUUAUCAUUGGCGGAGCCAACAGAACUGACAUCUGUCAAGGAGAUCUAGGGGACUGCUGGUUUCUCGCAGCCAUCGCUUGCCUGACCCUGAACAAGCGACUGCUUUUCCGGGUCAUACCCCAUGAUCAGAGUUUCACCGAAAACUACGCGGGGAUCUUUCACUUCCAGUUCUGGCGCUAUGGAGACUGGGUGGACGUGGUUAUUGAUGACUGCCUGCCGACUUACAACAAUGAACUGGUUUUCACCAAAUCCAACCACCACAAUGAGUUCUGGAGCGCUCUGCUGGAGAAGGCUUAUGCUAAGCUCCAUGGUUCAUAUGAAGCCCUGAAAGGUGGGAACACUACAGAGGCCAUGGAGGACUUCACAGGAGGAGUAACAGAGUUUUUUGAAAUCAAGGAUGCUCCCAGAGACAUGUACAAGAUCAUGAAGAAAGCCAUCGAGAGGGGCUCCCUCAUGGGUUGCUCCAUUGAUACGAUCGUUCCAGUUCAGUACGAGACAAGAAUGGCCUGCGGGCUGGUCAAAGGCCACGCCUACUCAGUCACUGGGCUGGAGGAGGCCCUGUACAAGGGUGAGAAAGUGAAGCUGGUGCGGCUGCGGAACCCCUGGGGCCAGGUGGAGUGGAAUGGCUCCUGGAGUGACAGUUGGAAGAACUGGAGCUUUGUGGACAAGAACGAGAAGGCCCGUCUGCAACACCAGGUCACGGAGGAUGGAGAGUUCUGGAUGUCCUAUGACGAUUUCAUCUACCAUUUCACAAAGCUGGAGAUCUGCAACCUCACAGCUGAUGCCCUGGAGUCCGACAAGCUUCAGACUUGGACAGUGUCCGUGAACGAGGGCCGCUGGGUGAGGGGCUGCUCUGCUGGAGGCUGCCGCAACUUCCCAGACACUUUCUGGACCAACCCUCAGUACCGUCUGAAGCUCCUGGAGGAGGAUGACGACCCUGACGAGUCCGAGGUGAUCUGCAGCUUCCUGGUGGCCCUGAUGCAGAAGAACCGGCGGAAGGACCGGAAGCUGGGGGCCAACCUCUUCACCAUCGGCUUCGCCAUCUAUGAGGUUCCCAAAGAGAUGCACGGGAACAAGCAGCACCUGCAGAAGGACUUCUUCCUGUACAACGCCUCCAAGGCCAGGAGCAAAACCUACAUCAACAUGCGGGAGGUGUCGGAGCGCUUCCGCCUGCCUCCCAGCGAGUACGUCAUUGUGCCCUCCACCUACGAGCCCCACCAGGAGGGGGAAUUCAUCCUCCGGGUCUUCUCUGAAAAGAGGAACCUCUCUGAGGAAGUUGAGAAUACAAUCUCCGUGGAUCGGCCAGUGUCAGAGCCCAGCAGUGCUGACCAGGAAAGUGAGGAACAGCAGCAAUUCGGGAACAUUUUCAGGCAGAUAGCAGGCGAUGACAUGGAGAUCUGUGCAGAUGAGCUCAAGAAUAUCCUUAACAGAGUUGUGAACAAACAUAAGGAUCUGAAGACACAAGGCUUCACGCUGGAGUCCUGCCGUAGCAUGAUUGCUCUCAUGGACACAGACGGCUCUGGGAGACUGAACCUGCAAGAGUUCCAUCACCUCUGGAAGAAGAUUAAGGCCUGGCAGAAAAUUUUCAAGCACUAUGACACAGACCAAUCCGGCACCAUCAACAGCUACGAGAUGCGAAAUGCAGUCAAUGACGCAGGCUUCCACCUCAACAACCAGCUCUACGACAUCAUCACCAUGCGCUAUGCAGACAGGUCCAUGAACAUUGACCUCGACAGCUUCAUCUGCUGCCUCCUCAGGCUGGAGGGCAUGUUCAGAGCUUUUAAUGCAUUUGACAAGGAUGGUGACGGUAUCAUCAAACUCAACGUUCUAGAGUGGCUGCAGCUCACCAUGUAUGCCUGAACCAAGCUGGCCUCAUCCAAGGCCAUGCAGGAUCACUCAGGAUUUCAAUUUCACCCAACAGAGCUAGAGCCACUUACCUCAAAGGACACAGUAGCUGCACCCUCAGCAGACCUCCAGGCACCUCAUCGGUCUUGUUCCUCCUCUACUCACUUCCUUCUCAGCCUCAGGGUAUCUGUCCAUCUGUCAUGCCCAGCCUCACCCUUUAGUUAAGGAAUGGGGAAGGGAGAACAACUCUGUCCCUGUGCCACAUGGAGGCAAGUGUCUCUGUCUGCCUCAGCUAGCCAUGGCCCAGUGACAGCUUUGCUUGGAGUCUGAGUGGCCUCAGCUCUGAAGCAAACACUCCCUUUAGCUUGCCCUCGGCUGUUCGCAGAAGCAUUUGCCAGUGGCACUCAACACUUCCUGGUGCUAGAGCCCUCUAUCACCUUUAUAUUCUCCCAGUCCCGGGACAGCAGCCCAAUGAGCAUUUGGUUCUGCCUGACUGUUUCAGGAUGGGCCUGCUCCAGAGUAAACUAGCUCAGCGGAAGAGGGUUGGACACUUUGGGUUAUCUGACUCAUAAGUUUGGUUGCAUUUUGAAAAACAGUUGAUCUAAAUAAAGGCACCUGUAU